This is a messenger RNA of Austrofundulus limnaeus, 3445 nucleotides long. RefSeq names its product transcription factor COE3. Gene Ontology annotation, molecular function: DNA-binding transcription factor activity; DNA binding. NCBI's taxonomy places the organism in Eukaryota, Metazoa, Chordata, Actinopteri, Cyprinodontiformes, Rivulidae. The record is from RefSeq and is a predicted model, not a curated record. Gene Ontology annotation, biological process: regulation of DNA-templated transcription.
CUCCACACACUCUUCUGUGGAGCUUUGUGAGACUCUGAUGCAAAGAGMGGCUCCAGCCAAUCAGGAGCCAGAGGCCGGACAGAUAUUUAAAUGAGCCGUCCUUAUAUGGGCAUGGCCCCGCCCCUCUCCCGCUCCACGCGGUCCCACAGGAUGCUCGGAGCGUCGAACCCGGGAGAAGGAGCUCUCCUCCGGGACAGCGGAGCCAUAAAGAGCCGGGGAGGGAGGGGAGGAGCUGCCCACUCCCCCCCUGCUGUCCCCCCGGACCCGCAGCCCGCCUCGGUCCGUCUCUGCUCCUUCUUCUUCAUUUCAUCCCGCUCCUUUUUCAAGCUGCGUCCGUUUUUAUCCCACUUUUCUCCGCUUUGUUUGUUUGUCCUCCUGCGCGGCUCGGUUCGGUUCUCCCUGUCCGGCCCGGUUCUGCUCGGUUCUCCCUCUCCUCUCCUUUUACUUCACACGGAGGUUUUAAAUCGCCGAACCGCGGCGGGGAUCUAAAGAAGCCCAGAGGAAUCCGGGGCUCUUCUCUGGAUUUGGACCCGGUACUUUGGGGAAGCUGACUCCUGUGUCCCCCCUCCCCUCCUCCUCCUCCUCCUCCUCCUCCUCCUCAUCACUCCUCUCCUCCACCUUAAUCCAGGUGGUCCUCUGGCUGCUUGAGUGGCUCUUUCAGGGAGGAUUAUUCUUCAUCUCGACUCGGUUCUGAAGCUCCCAGAAGGACGUGUUGAUGUUCUCCAUCCAGGACGGCCUCCCCCGGGGGGCCCUGACCAUGAAGGAGGAGCCGCUCCCCACCGGCAUGACCCCGGUCCGCUCCUGGAUGCACGGGGUGGGCUUGGCUCGAGCCCACUUUGAGAAGCAGCCUCCGUCCAACUUGAGGAAGUCCAACUUCUUCCACUUUGUCCUGGCGCUGUACGACCGGCAGGGCCAGCCCGUCGAGAUCGAACGCACCGCCUACGUGGACUUCGUGGAGAAAGAAAAGGAGCCGAGCGGGGAGAAAACCAACAACGGGAUCCACUACAAACUGCAGCUUCUCUACAGCAACGGCGUCAGAACCGAGCAGGACCUGUACGUCCGCCUCAUCGACUCCAUGACCAAACAGGCCAUCAUCUAUGAAGGUCAGGACAAGAACCCAGAGAUGUGCCGAGUUCUGCUCACACACGAGAUCAUGUGCAGUCGGUGCUGUGAUAAGAAGAGUUGCGGCAACAGGAACGAGACCCCUUCAGACCCAGUCAUCAUCGACAGGUUUUUCCUCAAGUUCUUCCUGAAGUGUAACCAGAACUGCCUGAAGAAUGCAGGGAACCCUCGGGACAUGAGACGCUUUCAGGUGGUUGUGUCAACUACAGUAAGCGUUGAGGGUCAUGUCCUGGCCGUGUCGGAUAACAUGUUUGUGCACAACAACUCCAAACAUGGGCGCCGAGCUCGAAGACUGGACCCCUCAGAAGGGACACCGUCCUACCUGGAACAUGCAACUCCCAGCAUCAAAGCCAUCAGUCCCAGUGAAGGCUGGACCACAGGGGGCGCUACAGUCAUCAUCAUUGGGGACAACUUUUUUGACGGCCUCCAGGUCAUUUUUGGAACCAUGCUAGUUUGGAGUGAGCUGAUCACUCCCCAUGCGAUCCGUGUGCAGACUCCACCCAGGCACAUCCCAGGGGUGGUGGAAGUCACGCUGUCCUACAAAUCCAAACAGUUCUGCAAAGGCACACCUGGACGCUUCAUCUACACAGCACUGAAUGAGCCAACAAUAGACUACGGCUUCCAGAGAUUACAAAAAGUCAUCCCUAGACACCCRGGAGACCAAGAAAGAUUACCAAAGGUACAGUACCUCUACUCCUCUUAUGUAGCUUUGCUUUUAGGAGCUGCCAAAAAAAAGUUUCAAAUAAAGAUUUGUCUCAUGACUACUGGAAGAUAUCGAGACAUAUUGAAAAACUUCUCGAGUUUCAUAGCAUGYGUGGAUACAAAAGACGAAGGGCAGCGUGACCUCACGCACAGAGGAGUUAACUGCGUUGAGGAGACAGCAGACCGUAAACAUUUCCACCAAUGUAAAUGCUCCUUUUUCUGUUACAGUAAACAGCUUAGUUGAACAAUAAAUGCACACCCUGUUCUUUCUUCCAUUGAGCGUAAGGUCAUUUUGACUGGCAAAGUGGGAGAGGAACGAGGAAAAGAGGGAGGAAAGGAGGUUGAGGGAAGAGGGGAAGAGAGAGGCAGAAGCAGGUUAGGUGAUCCAUCAUAGCUGUCCGGUCUUACCUCCUGCUGGGUCAGUGGAUCGAAGUCAACCCCGGGUGGACUUUAUUACUUUCAGCACACAUCCACAAGGCAGCACACACUCGUAGAAACACACACACACUUCUUCAUGUCUKCGGGUGCACACUCAGUGGUGAGAAGUCACCAUGUGGUAGAGAUGAAGCGCCCAGGCAGAUGUAGAGGGAAGCUAAAGAGAUCRCUUGUCCUCUCUGAGUGUCUGUUGGAUGUGAGACUUGUCCCGRUGAGUUCUGGUCUUUAGCCUAUCARCCCMCUCCUGUACACCUCUAAAUGUCUWCGAAUCUAUCCAUCUCUUUCCUCUCCUCUCAGGUUUGGUGGUGUCUCUUUCUCCUYUAAAUGAACAGCGGUAGCUGGCAGGCCUGGUUGUUCAUUUCGGCUCUAUUGAUUUGUGCCUUUAUUGAGGCAAUAACACUUUGUUGACCACACUUCGCCCAAGUGUCGGCCUCAAUCAUUCGAGAAAGGUGGGGUGCACACUGGCAACUUCUGGAUCUGCAAAUGUCCAUUCAAAGCUACCUUGGCAAAACCCUUUCACUGCAGUUGUUUCUCCUGCUAGUUUGGCACCGCUUGUGAUGAGUAUCCUUAUCCUUCGUGCUUUUAAAYACUUCUUUUUCACAUUUAAGUCAUUCAGUUGGAGUCUAUAUAAAGUGCAACUGCAAUGCUUUGGUCUAAAUUCCUCCUUAUUGUAACUCCACAAGCCCCUGUUCCACCCCUUUCCUGACAUAUUUCUCAGAUCAACUCAUUUUGAYGCUGCCUCKUCAAAUCCGAACAAGGCGCUUCACACACGCACAGCUUCCAGAGCGGUCCAUUCUAGUUGACAGAGGRGUUUACGACUAUAUAGCUGCUCAGAAACGUUUUAUAUACAAAUGAAUUAAAAGWUGUCAACAAUGGAARACUUGUCCAUCCAGCAUUGCAUGUUGGAGCCAGWGUCUGACCCAGAGCAAGAGGUGGAURAAGACRAUGAAAUUGUACUAAUUUGGCAAUYCCGUCGCAAAUAAUUGGACUUAAUUGUUCCAAAGAAAAUAAAGAAGACUCAACGGGUUGAAAAAUAUGAACCAAAAAGAAWAUAAAGAUAUCUUUGCAGCACUGGGAGAGACUAAAUUAAACAUUUCUACACUCCUAGAGAAUCCAYGUAGACAGCAAAAGGUAUUCAAGGCCUAAAAAAGUGGAUUUUGCAUGAUAUGUCCCCUUUAACAAACCU